AUGACUCUGACAAUAAAUUAACCUAAAAAUUUUUUUAAAAUUAAUGAGAAUCAACUCAAAGUUACUUAUGUAUAAAAUUAUUCUUUGAAUGCGAUAUAUAAAUAACAUGAGAAAAAUGAAGAAAUACCUGCUGUGGUUCGCAAAUGAAAACAUUGAAUUUCGAAGACCGGAAAUAGAUUCGCUUCUAGCUCUGAUGAAUAUUAAGAUGAAAUUUCUUCAAGAACCUCAAAAUUCGGAACCCUUUUGGAUUGUUCAAUUUGAAAGUGAAGAUGAUGUGAAAAAACUAGCUGAAAGGUCUGUUUCCCUCAAAAUGUGCUUAGAAUUAUGGGCUUAUGCAGAAACAACAACCAAACUUCACGAUAUACUAAAAAGUUAUCAGAAAUCAUUUUAUGAAUCUCAUAUUGCUACUGAACAAUCUUUCAAGAUUAAAGUGGAAACGUUCUGUAAACAUUUCACUCAAAAAGAAAAAGUUGAGAAGAUUGAGCAAUUUAACUAUUUGCCUGUAGAGGGGACUGUCAAGUUGAAGGACCCCGAUGUGUGCCUUCAGUAUAUUGAAUAUUAUGGAACAAUUCCAACUAAAGUACCUGAUGAACCGUAUUAUGUAUUUUUUGGAAAAUGGAUAACCGAUGGCUUGCGGCAGUUGAUACAAACCUUAUCCCUGAAAUCUCGCAAAUUUAUAGGGAAUACCAGCAUGGACCCUGAGUUAUCUCUGCUGAUGGCGAACCAGGCCCAAAUCAAAAACGGAGACAUGGUCCUAGACCCUUUCGUUGGUUCUGGUUCUUUGCUGAUAGCAGCGGCUCAAUUCGGUGGGUAUGUCAUAGGUACCGAUAUCAACUACUUGAUGCUACAUGGGAAGACAAAACCCAGUAGGAUCAAACAGAAGGUGAGGGAGAUAAAUGAAAGUAUCAAGGCGAACAUGGAGCAAUACAAAAUCGGUCAUCGUUACUUGGACGUUUUGGUGAAUGAUUUUUCCUGUUCUUUUUGGAGGGACGACGUGAAAUUCGAUGCAAUUAUUACUGAUCCACCUUAUGGGAUUCGAGAAGCCACCGAAAGAGUUGGCACAGAGAAGGAAAAUUAUAUAGUGAGUGAAGAGCAUUUGUCGACACACAUUCCAUCAAAAGUUGAGUAUGGAAUAUCCAGAAUCUACGGAGAUCUCAUUUCAUUCUCUCUCAAGCAUUUAAAAUUGGGAGGACGAUUAGUUUGUUGGUUUCCAAUAUUUAGAGAAACAUAUACAGAAGACGGAUUACCUUCACAUCCUUGUUUGAAAUUAGUUGCUAAUUCGGAACAAGUUUUAUCAAAGUUGACUUCAAGAAGAUUAUUGACUUUCGAAAAGAUAGAAGAACCAACACCUGGAUCAAAAAUAAACAUACAGAAUAUAUUAGAUUUUAGGGAAAAAUAUUUCGAAACUAGAGAAGAAACCAGAAGUGAAAAACGUAUCAGGGAAGCUGAACUGAGGAAUCAAAAUAGAAUUAAGUACUUAAAUAAAAAAUAAUAGUUUAUUUUAUAUCAAUUUUUUUGUACAAUAAAUUAGCUUUUUUGGUCUUUA
Harmonia axyridis is the source of this 1546-nucleotide messenger RNA. Its product is annotated as tRNA (guanine(10)-N2)-methyltransferase homolog. Bases 89 to 1492 code for a protein of 467 amino acids. Gene Ontology annotation, cellular component: cytoplasm. Gene Ontology annotation, molecular function: nucleic acid binding. The transcript has 8 exons. Gene Ontology annotation, biological process: methylation. The record is from RefSeq and is a predicted model, not a curated record. Lineage: Eukaryota; Metazoa; Arthropoda; Insecta; Coleoptera; Coccinellidae.